UGUGGAGCUCCUGCCGUGGUGGUUGAAAGUUACGGCGUAUGAUAGUCAGGGAGGGCGGCGUCACCCAACGGUCAACAUCAACAUCACCAUCUACUCUACUCGACGAUAUAGUACACUCCAGUCCCUCCACAGCAAGCAAGCAGCUUCGAUCGACUACGCAGAGUAACUCGACAUGGCUUCUGCAAUCUUCUUCCUGGACCUCAAGGGCAAGACCCUCCUGGCGCGGAAUUACAGGGGAGACAUUCCCAUGUCCGCGGUUGAAAAGUUUCCGAUUCUCCUUCUCGAGGCGGAGGAGGAGAGCUCUGCUGUGCCACCGUGUUUCUCGCACGAGGGCAUCAACUACCUCUACAUCAAGCACAACAAUCUCUACGUCCUCGCGAUCACGAAGCGCAACUCCAAUGCCGCGGAGAUACUGCUGUUCCUGCACAAGAUCGUCGAGGUCUUUACCGAGUACUUCAAGGAACUGGAGGAGGAGAGUAUUAGGGACAACUUUGUCAUCAUCUAUGAGUUGCUGGACGAGAUGAUGGAUUUCGGAUACCCACAGACCACCGAGACGAAGAUCCUACAGGAGUACAUCACGCAGGAAUCCCACAAGCUAGAGAUCCAAGCGCGGCCACCAAUAGCUGUUACCAAUGCCGUCAGCUGGCGGUCCGAGGGAAUCCGCUACCGCAAGAACGAAGUCUUCUUGGACGUGAUCGAAUCCCUGAACCUUCUCGUCAACAGCAACGGCAACGUGCUGCGCUCCGAGAUUCUCGGCGCGGUCAAGAUGAAGUGCUACCUUUCGGGCAUGCCGGAGCUGCGGCUCGGACUCAACGACAAAGUCAUGUUUGAGAAUACCGGACGGACAAGCAGAGGAAAGGCUAUCGAGAUGGAGGAUGUCAAGUUCCAUCAGUGCGUGCGGCUGUCGAGGUUCGAAAAUGAUCGCACCAUAAGCUUCAUCCCGCCGGAUGGAGAGUUUGAGCUCAUGAGCUACCGCUUGAAUACCCAGGUCAAGCCGCUGAUCUGGGUCGAGUGCAUGAUCGAGAGCCACUCUGGUUCCAGGAUCGAGUACAUGCUUAAAGCCAAAGCACAGUUCAAGCGACGGUCGACCGCGAAUAACGUUGAGAUCAUCGUGCCCGUCCCCGAGGACGCAGACACCCCCCGGUUUAGGACUAAUAUCGGCUCAGUCGCGUACCACCCGGAGCAGGCGGCCAUCAUCUGGAAGAUCAAGCAGUUUGGAGGUGGUAAGGAGUUCUUGAUGCGCGCCGAGCUGGGACUACCAAGUGUCAAGGAGGCCGAGCCGGAGCGGAAAAAGCGACCAAUAAGUGUAAAGUUUGAGAUUCCGUACUUCACAACAUCGGGAAUUCAAGUCAGAUAUCUCAAGAUUAUCGAGCCCAAGCUGCAGUACCCCAGUUUGCCCUGGGUCAGAUACAUCUCUUGCGCUGCUGACUACCACGUUCGAUUGCCGGAACCCACACAGACAUGAUUUUAAGAGCUCGCGGCGUGAUGUAAUCUUCGUAUAAUGAUAU
This is a messenger RNA of Tricharina praecox, 1508 nucleotides long. RefSeq names its product Mu homology domain-containing protein. Gene Ontology annotation, biological process: vesicle-mediated transport; intracellular protein transport. Bases 173 to 1465 code for a protein of 430 amino acids. Gene Ontology annotation, cellular component: clathrin-coated vesicle; clathrin adaptor complex. The transcript is spliced from 6 exons. Gene Ontology annotation, molecular function: clathrin-cargo adaptor activity. The record is from RefSeq and is a predicted model, not a curated record. NCBI's taxonomy places the organism in Eukaryota, Fungi, Ascomycota, Pezizomycetes, Pezizales, Pyronemataceae.